Messenger RNA from Emiliania huxleyi CCMP1516, 891 nucleotides. RefSeq lists its product as hypothetical. Lineage: Eukaryota; Haptophyta; Isochrysidales; Noelaerhabdaceae. The transcript has a single exon. The annotation marks the transcript as partial. The record is from RefSeq and is a predicted model, not a curated record.
AUGGAAUGCAUCAACCUCAUCACCCCGCCCUCAUCACCGCGCAAGCGCAAGGCGUCGGCGCCGCCCGACAGCGACUCGAGUGAUUGCGAGCUGCUCGACGGGCCGGCACGCGAUGCAGGCACCUCCCAGCCGCAGCCGAGCGACGCGGGCACGUCACAUCUGGACAGCGACUCCGACGAGUGCGAGGUUGUCCAGCCCGCGCCGGCGCCGCCCGCAGCAGAGGCGGCAGCGGGCACCGCCGAGGACGAGGAUCUCUCCAUCGUUGGCACCACGGGCGCCUUCGCGCUGAGCGAUUUCCCGCACUCUCGCGAGAACUGCGCAACCAAGCCCUUCGUCUUGGGGAGCGGCACCGAGGCGAUGCACUGCAGCAACUGCUACUGCUUCGUCUGUGAUGCCCCGGCCAGCACGUGCGGCUCGUGGGCGGUGCACUGCAAGGCGGUUCACUCGGACCCGGCGUGGCGAGCGCGCCGUGCGCAGCGCGCAGCCGCCGCCGUGGCGGCGGCGAGUGCCCCGCCGGCACCCGGCGCCGCUUCCUCCUCCGCUGCCGCUUCCUCCUCCGCCGCCGCUUCCUCCUCCGCUGCCGCUUCCUCAUCCCCCUGGCUUGCCCUGCAAGCGCCGGCGGCGGGCUGGUCGUGCGAGCGCGUCAUGCAGGAGGUGCAGCAGGUCUGGCCGGUCGAGGCGGCCGAGCCAGCAGGGCUGCUCUCCUCCGUGCGGCUAAAGCCUUACCAGAAGCAGUGCCUCGCCUUCAUGCUCGGCGUCGAGCGGUCGAGCGACCCGAACCUCGAGGGCGUGCGCAAGGCAUCUAUGGCAGAAACCAUCGCCGGCCGCACCGACAACUUUCGUGUGCGCGGCGGCUGGCUCACGUCGGAGGUGGGGAUGGGCAAGACGAUG